GCCCGCGUCCUCCUCUUAUUCGAUCAGAAGGAAUUAUCUCAAAUUUUGUUUUUCUUCCUGGUUCACGACGACAGCCCUUUUCCGCCCAGCAUGGUACUUGGGAUUGUCAUGAUGACAGCUAUGAUCCCGACCAUCGUUGGGCUGAAUGAGGCGACCAAUGGUGCGAGGGACCAUGAGGACAAGCGCAGGGGAAAUGCACGAAAACAGCGAUGCCAUCUCCAAGUUACCUGUGCGGUUAAUGCCGGGCCCCAAGAGCUGCGACAGCAGGUACACAAUGCGAUGGUGUAUCUGGGGACAGACGGUAAGAUGUAUAUCACCAAGAAACCAAGUGCGGACAUGACUCCCUUCAACGGAGGAUUCUAUACACAUCCUGCCUUCCCACCGGAUAAUACAGCCGGAUUUGUCACUGUCUCUGGAGAAACACCGCCGACAUUACGAUGGGUCUUUCUCGACGCGGAAACUCAUGCCAUGCGCUAUGGCAGCCGGCAGGAUAGCGAGGGCCACAUCUGCGGUCCGUUCGACUGGACCGACGACGAAGCCAGAGUCACAUUGGAGGGAUGGGAAGGCUGGUUAGCGGUCCAGUUGCCAGAAGAUCAACACGAGAGUGGGAUCUGGAGACUGUAUUUCGACCGCGAUGACAACGGCGCUGAACUGCCGGCCGGCAGUCGAGGGCUGGAGAUCACAGUGAAGAGAGUGCAGGCAGAGAGUUGAUGAGUGUAGACGUCAGACUCCGCGCGGCUGGACAGCGGUUUUGGAUUUGGACUUCAUCACAUCCAUGGUGUCGAUUAGAUUAGAGUUGAACUCCACAGCGAUCAGCGAUCUUGAUCUUGCGCCCUUGCAAAUCAGCCAUCUCCAGUGCCGUCUUCUUCUCCACAUUCCAGCGAUCGCAGUCCGGUCCGAUCAAUCUUGAUGGCCGCUCGGCACGCGCCGGUUCACUCUACUGGAACCCCAAGACAUCAUCUCCUCUGACAUCAAUUUCCACCACGGUCCACGGCACCACAGGAGCGCAUUUGUGAAGAACUCC
This is a messenger RNA of Paecilomyces variotii, 1024 nucleotides long. RefSeq lists its product as hypothetical. Lineage: Eukaryota; Fungi; Ascomycota; Eurotiomycetes; Eurotiales; Thermoascaceae. The record is from RefSeq and is a predicted model, not a curated record. The transcript has 2 exons. Bases 91 to 711 code for a protein of 206 amino acids.